UCUCCGGCGUGGUCUAGUGGGAUUCUACUUCCGGCCGUGAUAGCAAACGGACGUGUGUGGAAUGUGCUCCGCCGGAGCGGUAUCAGCGGCCCAGUCGGGCCGCGGAAACAGGUUUUUUGCUGAUGAAGCCCUGGACUAUCAAGUUAUUUUGCCGUCGCUGCCAACAGGUGCGUCUGUAGCGAAUACUGUUUUUCUUCACGGGGAUUUGAAAGCCAGGCCUUACCGUGUAGAAGACUUUCGGGACACGUUGGUUCAUCUCGGAGUGCUUCCUGAAGUGAUAGCUUUGGGGGCGUUCCAGAUGAACCAUGUUUGGGCCGUCACUUUUAAAAGUGCAGAAGCUACGAAGAAGAUGGUAGGAAUUGGGGAAGUUCUGGUCAAGGAGAAACGGUGCCUUGUGGUUGACCCCGAAAAUCAAGAAGUGCGCAUCAAGCUUUACUGGGUGCUACAUAAUGUUCCGGACGAAGAAGUGCGCUCUGCUCUAGCACCGUACGGGAAAACAAGUGAUAUCUACAAGGAGCGCUGGCGAGUGCACGGAAUAGCUGACAAAGGCUCGUCUACGCGCACGGUUGGUCUAAAGCUCAAGCCUGGUGUAACUCUAGAAGAUUUACCCCAUCAGUUGCGGGUUGCAGGAAUCAUGGCUCUACUCGUUGCGCCGGGACGCCCACCGCUAUGCUUGAGGUGCCAUGCCACAGGCCAUAUCAGGCGCGACUGUCGGGUACCGCGUUGUGCCAAAUGUCGGCGAUAUGGCCACGAUGAAAGCGUCUGCGUGCGAACCUACGCAAACGUGGCCGGAGUCAAAGCAAGCGAUGAACUGUCGACGGAACAUCUAAUGGACGAGGCAGACGCGGCCGAAACUACCCCCGAGGCAGACAGCUCGCGAACUAUUGGUGCAGCAAACGUGUCACAUGUGAAGCAAAAGGCUGCAGUCAUUAUUGCGGAAGACACAGCCAUCGCUUCAACAGAGGCUGUAGAGACACUGGCGAUGGGCGCUCCAACGAGCCAACACAUUGCACCUGACGCGAGUGUCGAGCAGAGCCCUGAGACAACGGACGUCAUUAUGGCAAGUACCAGCAGCCCUGCACCAAAACGACUCCAUGAGGAUGGCAAGGAAGGGCACAAGACCGACCAGAACGCAACGGAUGAGCCGCCUGUGAAAACGACACCCCAUCGAAGGACUACAUUUAAACCCGCACCGAAAAUACCGCUCGAGCCACGGCCCGAGCGGAAACCGCCGGCCCCGCCGGCGACGUGACAAGGUGUCGAGCCUUCUUUUUUCCAACCGGACACUAUCAGCGGAAGGGACCGGAAAGACAGUGUGUUGACGUCGUCACGGCGAGAUCUAAAUUCUAAUCAAAAUGGCUGGAACGACUAGGAUUUUCUAUAAAAAUGUGAGUGUUUUGCCGUCUUGUGAUAAGCAAGGGAUACUAUGCGGUUUGUGUUUAUAAAAACAAAAAUGGCUGUUACUUUCCGAACGCCUCUUUAUGUAGGCACUCUUAACGUGCGGGGCCUGUCGACACGGAGAAAGCAAUACCAACUGAGUCGACUUUUUAUGGAAAAUGACUUGGACGUAAUUGCCAUACAGGAAACGAAGAUCGAAAGUCAGGAAGGAACAAACCGCAUGGUUGAACCUUUUAGGGCGUACUACAAUGUAUGCGUUGCGCAUGCAGUAGGUACAGCCGGUGGUUGUGCGCUGUUUCUGAAGCACACCACAGGCAUAUCUGUAGAUAGUGUGUACGCGUGUGACACUGGACGACUUAUUGUAUGCGACAUAACGUUGCAAGCCCAGAAGGUCCGAAUAGUUUGUUUACAUGCUCCAAAUGCAUCAAGUGAGCGCCGAUUGUUUUUCGAAAGUGUUGAACAUUAUCUGAAUUGUGACAGGGCAAUUAUAAUGAUGGGGGACUUUAAUUGCGUAACCAGAGUAGAAGACAGGACAAGAGAUGCACCGAUACGAGAUGCGAGUGUGUCGGUACUAAAUGCGCUGACUGAAGGUCACCUGUUAGAAGAUGUAGGGUGCUUCCUGUCAAAUGGCACAUUGCCUCGGUUUACCCACUACCAGGGGGACAGCCACGCUAGAUUAGAUCGUAUUUAUGUUUCGGCAGAUUUGGCACCGGUCUGCAAUAAGUAUGACGUUAAAAACGUUUUCUUUAGCGACCAUAGUUUGGUUGUGUGUGCGCUAGGUCCGAGGAAACCGGCGAAAUUUAACUGGCAGCUGUGGAAAUUCAAUGUUAAACUCCUCAAUGAUGAGGUAUAUAUGAAGGAAACAAAAGGAAAAAUUGGAGACCUACUAGCACAUGAACCGGAGUGUUAUGCGGAGGCAUGGGAACAUUUUAAGGAAAACGCAAAAAUCUCAGCCAUCGAAAGAGCCGGGGCAUUGCGGAGGAAGCAAAACAAAGAAGAAACUGAGCUCCAAAGCCAGCUUGAUUUUUAUUUAAAUGCAGAAGCUACAGCUCCGGGUAACUUUGCCAGAGAAAUUAAAGAAAUUAAAAACAAACUAGAAAUUAUUAAUACAGAAAAGUACAGGGGUGCAGUUGUACGAGCACGUGCGGAAAAAAUGUAUAUGGGUGAAACCCCCACCAAACGCGCUCUAUCAGAUGAAAAAAGCUAUGCGUCGCGCAACGAAAUAAAAGCGAUAAUGUACAGAGAUGAAGUUGUGCAAGACGAGGAACUGAUACGUCGCGCAUUUGUUGAUUAUUAUCGUGAUUUAGUAGGCCACGAACCACAGAUUGCGGAAGGUUUUCAAAGCGAUUUCUUGAUACACAUGCCAAAACUUGAAGCAGAAGUUAAAACGAAUCUCGAAGCACCAAUCAGCGUUACAGAGCUUGAGGGGGCAAUCGAUGAAUUGAGUACAGGGAAAUCGCCAGGCCCUGAUGGUUUUGGCUCAGAAUUCUACAAGGCUUUUAAAACGGAGAUAGCAGUUGUCCUGCAUAACGUAAUAAAGGAGGCAUACAGAACAAAGAAGUUGCCUCCUUCUUUCACGCAGAGCCAUGUUGUACUUUUUCCAAAAACAGAGGAUCCAGCUGCCUUGCUCUCUGUACGAGCCUAUCGACCGAUAUCCCUAACGAACACGGACUACAAGAUAUUCGCUAAAGUUUUGGGCAGGAGACUGCAAAGUGUUAUAACCAGGCUUGUGGGGCCGCAUCAGACUUGCGGCAUAAAAGGAAGGUCCAUUGUAACAAACAUACACGUGGCUAGAACCGUCCUGGAGUGCUGUGAUGCGUACUGCGGGAGGGUCGCCAUGGUACAACUGGAUUUAGAGAAGGCAUUCGACAGAGUUGUGCAUAAAGUCCUUUUCAACAUUCUAGAACACAUCAAUGUCGGGAAGGUCCUAUCAGAAGGUAUAGAAAUGUGCUACGCAGACAUUUCUAGCAGGAUUAAAAUUAAUAAAUCAUUAACUGCCAGUUUCCAGAUAAAGUCCUCUGUUAGGCAAGGAUGCCCUUUGUCUCCGUUACUGUUCGCGCUGUACCUGGAGCCUUUCUGUUUGAAAAUCAUGUCAUCGAGUGCAAUAAAAGGUUUUAGGUUGAGCACAAGCGAGGUUAAGCUACUUACGUACGCUGACGAUAUUGCAGUUUUCUGUUCUGACCAAGACAGUGUCAGGAAUGCCAUCAGUGUGGCGAGGAGUUUUUGUAAAGUGACCGGAAGCGUUAUCAACUGGAGCAAAUCUUUGGGCUUUUGGCAUGGGGAUUGGGACGAUACCCCGGACGUCUUUGAAAGCAUGCAGUGGACGGUUUCGCCAACGAAAUACCUCGGGGUUCCUUUAAAUCACUACAAAGACACUAGUGAUUAUUGGAGAAAUGAAGCGGAACAAAUAAAAGAAAAAUCGACCAAAUUUGGAGGGAGAGACUUAUCUAUAUUUGCAAGGUCAACAGUAUGUAACCUUUUUCUUGUAGCCAAGAUUUGGUACGUUCUGCAAGUACUGUGUGCGACGAGAGCAAGCAUUCAAAGACUCCACAGAGUGCUAGCAGUGUAUAUAUGGGGAUCAACUUGGGAACGUACAAGCCGCACAAAUUUAUUCCGGUCAGUGAAAAGUGGCGGACUGGGCUUGGCGCAUUUGUUUCUAAAACAGGUAGUGUCCAGAUUUCUCUUUAUACGAGAGCAAAGCAAUGCUUUCCUACGUACUGUGAUUCAAAUGCGAUUGUGUGACGUUAUGCCAGCGUUUAUUGUGUCGUCUGAUCGGGUUGAUGGGCCGAAAGUACGAGGCUUCCUGCGAGAAGUCGUCUGGUCUUACGAGUUCCUCGCAGCACGGUUCUCAUUACAGUAUCUAAGCAAUGUCACACGAAAGAAACUGUACAAAGAUGUUGUUGAUGUAUGUAUGCCAGAACCACUGUAUCGCACCAUGUUGUCAAUAGGAGCAGGCAAAGACGUACUGAAAAGGGUGAAGCGGAUGCCAGUACGGUCCACGGUGAAAACGUUUUUCUUUCACUUGCACACCGGAACUCUGCCCGUUAAACCGUGGUUAGAGCAGAAGGGUAUCUUCGUGCCUUGGACGAUAAACUGCUUAUUGUGCAAGCAACCAGAAACUAUCGACCAUAUUUUUCUUGAUUGCAUAGAUGCCACCUUCUUAUGGGACAUACUGCAACGAACUUUAAAAAAAGAGCUACCGAUUACCCCAUAUGGCAUCCGCUUCCUCCCAACCGAUAAUGACGAAGGAGUGCCGCAUGACAUGUUUAUGGCUUUAUGUCUUCACAGCAUCUGGAAAACGAGAAUGGCAGUGUAUCAUGCAGAUAUGAACGCACAGCCAGCCAGAGAGUACUUCAAAGAAAGUAUUGCGUUUAUUCGUGAGCUGUAUAAAGCACAGAUUGAUCCACCAGCAUGGAUACCUGUAUUAGAUGCUCUUGUAAACCUGAAGCGCUUUUAAA
Molecule: messenger RNA, 4856 nt
Organism: Dermacentor albipictus
Lineage: Eukaryota; Metazoa; Arthropoda; Arachnida; Ixodida; Ixodidae
Molecular function (GO): nucleic acid binding; zinc ion binding
Source: RefSeq, a predicted model, not a curated record